Molecule: messenger RNA, 1209 nt
Organism: Mucor velutinosus
Lineage: Eukaryota; Fungi; Mucoromycota; Mucoromycetes; Mucorales; Mucoraceae
Exons: 3
Coding region: 1-1209 (402 amino acids)
Biological process (GO): chitin catabolic process; carbohydrate metabolic process
Cellular component (GO): extracellular region
Molecular function (GO): chitinase activity; chitin binding
Source: RefSeq, a predicted model, not a curated record
AUGAUAUUUAAAGUAUUGCCUACAGCCCUGACAUUUACCCUUUUGACGACAUUGACAAUGGCUGACAAAGUCGUUGUUGGUUAUUUUCCAAAUUGGCUAGGCGAAAAGCUUCCUGUCUCAAGUAUUGAUUUCUCAUCCUAUACCCACAUACAUUACGCAUUUGCCAUCAUGGUUUCUGGAAACGUGCCUGAAUGGACUGACCCCACUGCUAUUGAUACCCAGUUGAAUCAAUUGGUUGAAGGUGCUCAUGGUGCCAACUCAAAAGUCCUUAUUUCGAUUGGUGGCUGGUCUGGAAGCAAAACCUUUAGUCGUAUGGCCUCGACUUCUUCAUCAAGAAAGGAAUUCAUCGACUGGAAUGUAGAGCAAAUCACCAAGUAUAAGACAGACGGCGUAGAUAUUGACUGGGAGUAUCCUGGACGUCAAGGUGCCGGCUGUAAUGAUGUGGAUGAUCAAAAUGAUGUCCCCAAUCUGCUUACAUUGCUUCAGGAAUUACGUGCUGCAUUAGACAGCGCAUUUGAUACACACAAGGAGAUCUCCAUUGCAGGUUAUUCUGAAGCUUUCACGACAGGGAGUGGUACUGUCUCUAAUGACGUGACAACGGCCAUUGGUAAGGUACUCGAUCGCGUCAAUAUCAUGUCCUACGACAUCAAUGGUGCCUGGAACAGCCAAACUGGUCCCAACUCGCCGUUGGACGCUCCUGGUGGUAAUACUAGCUUUAACUCUGCUAUCGAUGCCUGGAUUUCUGCAGGUGUGCCAGCUAAUAAAUUGACUGGCGGCUUACCCUUCUAUGGCCGAUCCACUGUUGCUAGUGAGGACAUGACAAAAUCAAGCUCGCUCUAUCAAGGUCAAGAAUCAGGAGACCCUCCUAAGGGUGAUUCUGAUGACGCUGAAUGGCAAGACCCAAACUGUGCUAAAUCUCCUUCAAGUCUAUCUGGUAUCUGGAAGUUUGGUAAUUUGAUGUCUCAAGGUGUGCUUGAUACUCCUACUACUGCUAAAGCGCCUUGGGUCAGAACCUGGGAUAAGGGUUCGUCCACACCUUGGUUGUUUAAUCCCUCUACAAAAAUCUUUAUUUCGUAUGAUGACCCUUUGUCUAUCGCUGCCAAAGUUAAAUCCGCUUCAAGCAAAGGCCUCGCUGGUGUCAUGGUCUGGUCUGUUGACCAAGAUUCAAAGGGAGGCGAUUUGUUGAAAGCUAUUACUCAGAACAUCUAG